UAUGAAAUUUUACGCAUUAUUGUUCAUAUAUAUCGAAAAAAAAAUGUCAAGAAAGCCAUGUUGCGUCGGAGAAGGCUUGAAGAAAGGAGCAUGGACCACCGAGGAGGACAAGAAACUCAUCUCUUACAUCCACGACCACGGAGAGGGAGGCUGGCGCGACAUUCCCCAAAAAGCUGGGUUGAAGCGGUGUGGAAAGAGUUGUAGACUGCGAUGGACCAAUUACCUUAAACCUGAGAUCAAAAGAGGCGAGUUUAGUUCAGAGGAAGAGCAGAUUAUCAUCAUGCUUCAUGCUUCUCGUGGCAACAAGUGGUCGGUCAUAGCGAGACAUUUACCUAGAAGAACAGACAACGAGAUCAAGAACUACUGGAACACGCAUCUCAAAAAACGUUUGAUCGAACAGGGUCUUGAUCCCGUGACUCACAAGCCACUAGCUUCUAGUUCCAUCCCUACGGUUGAUGAGAAUUUAAAUUCCCUAAAUGACUCUAGUUCCGACAAGCAGAACUCCCGGUCGAGCUCAAUGCCUACUCUGUCUCGUCCUCUUCCAUCCAGUUGCAACAUGGUUUCCAAGGUCUCCGAUAUUAGCAGCAAUGAUGGGACACCGGUGCAAGGAAGUUCCUUGAGUUGCAAGAAACGUUUCAAGAAAUCGAGUUCUACAUCAAGGCUGUUGAACAAAGUUGCGGCUAAGGCCACUUCCAUCAAAGAUAUAUUGUCGGCUUCCAUGGAAGGUAGCUUAAGUGCUACUACCAUAUCACAUGCAAGCUUCUUUAAUGGCUUCACUGAGAAGAUUCCCAGUGGAGAGGAUAGUUCUAACACAUCCCUGACAAAUACUCUUGCCGAAUUCGACCCCUUCUCGCCAUCCUCGUUGUACCCCGAGCAUGAGAUCAAUGCUACUUCUGAUCUCCACCUGGACCAAGAUUACGAUUUUUCACAAUUUUUCGAAAAACUCGGAGUAGAUAACCACAAUGAAGAGAACAGUAUGAAUGUAGAGUACAGUCAUGAUCUCCUUCUGUCCGAUGUUUCCCAAGAAGUCUCAUCAACUAGCGUUGAUGAUCAAGACAAUAUGGUAGGAAACUUCGAGGGAUGGUCAAAUUAUCUUCUUGACCAUACCAAUUUUAUGUAUGACACCGACUCAGACUCGCUCGAAAAGCAUUUCAUAUGACUCUUCAUAUCCAAACAGAAAGGUUUCAAUCUAUUCGACGACGUAACUAGCUAUGGUUCUGUAUCCAAGGUUAGUCGAUUACUAAUAACGACUCGCUCGAACGAGAUGGUGUGUAUGUAUUUAAUAUUUGGGUUGUUUAGUAUAUGUCCAAGGCCUCAUGGUUUAAUACGAUGUUAAUUAAAUAAGGGUUUAUCUC
Messenger RNA from Arabidopsis arenosa, 1355 nucleotides. The record is from the annotation of a GenBank genome assembly. Lineage: Eukaryota; Viridiplantae; Streptophyta; Magnoliopsida; Brassicales; Brassicaceae.